Molecule: messenger RNA, 1445 nt
Organism: Vitis vinifera (wine grape)
Lineage: Eukaryota; Viridiplantae; Streptophyta; Magnoliopsida; Vitales; Vitaceae
Product: protein HIGH CHLOROPHYLL FLUORESCENCE PHENOTYPE 244, chloroplastic
Exons: 7
Coding region: 6-1199 (397 amino acids)
Source: RefSeq, a predicted model, not a curated record
CAGCAAUGGCGUCGAAGCUCCCAACACAACUGGCCACUGCUCGCAGUCUGGACUCACGUGGCCACCAUUCCAAGCCCAAACCCUCCUCACUCUCGUGGCGCACCACCCUCUCUUCAAACGGUGUCGUUCCAUCCCCUCUCACUUCUUCCAAUUUGUCCUUUAACGGUCUUCCAAAACGAUCUGUUUUGCCGGUGGUGAGGUGCAGCGGUGCGGCGGUGAAUCUGGGGCCGGGUACCCCGGUGAGGUCGACGAGUGUGCUGGUGGUUGGGGCGACGGGGACGCUGGGGAGGCAGGUGGUGAGGAGGGCUCUGGAUGAAGGGUAUGAUGUGAGGUGCCUUGUUAGGCCCAGACCUGCUCCUGCUGACUUUCUUCGUGAUUGGGGUGCCAUUGUUGUUAAUGCUGAUUUAACCAAACCAGAGACCAUACCUGCAACAUUGGUUGGCAUUCACACAGUCAUCGACUGUGCAACAGGGCGUCCAGAAGAGCCUAUUAAAACGGUAGACUGGGAAGGAAAAGUUGCUCUUAUACAAUGUGCAAAAGCAAUGGGAAUCCAGAAGUAUGUGUUCUUUUCCAUUCACAACUGUGACAACCAUCCUGAAGUUCCAUUAAUGGAAAUCAAGUAUUGCACUGAGAAGUUUCUUCAGGACAUAGGCCUAACCCACAUCAUAAUCCGGUUGUGUGGUUUCAUGCAGGGCCUAAUUGGGCAGUAUGCAGUACCUAUACUAGAAGAGAAAUCUGUGUGGGGAACAGAUGCUACCACACGAAUAGCAUAUAUGGAUACUCAGGAUAUUGCUCGGUUGACAUUUAUAGCCUUGCGCAAUGAGAAAAUUAAUGGGAAGCUUCUCACAUUUGCUGGGCCCCGUGCAUGGACAACACAAGAGGUGAUUACAUUGUGCGAGAGGCUUGCUGGCCAAGAUGCAAAUGUAACUACAGUCCCUGUGUCUGUCUUGAAAUUGACUCGCCAACUGACCCGAUUGUUUGAGUGGACAAAUGAUGUUGCAGAUCGAUUAGCAUUUUCAGAGGUUCUUACUAGUGAUACUGUUUUCUCGACUUCGAUGACUGAGACGUAUGAUCUGCUUGGUGUGGAUCCAAAAGACAUAGUUACACUGGAGAAAUAUUUGCAAGAUUACUUCACAAACAUACUGAAGAAAUUGAAAGACCUCAAAGCACAAUCAAAGCAAAGUGACUUUUACAUCUGAAAGAAGACCCUUUUUCGUAAUUGUACAUGAAGCUAUGUAUGUAUCGACAAAUUUGAUACCUCAUAACAACUAUGCAGAGCCAUGUCUUUCUUUCGGGACACCCCCUCUCAUCCCUUUUCAUGUUCUCAUCUGUAUCAUCCCAUACCAUGGGAAAAGUAACAAUUACAAUGUUGAGACACAUACCUUAUUUAUCUUUAUUGCUCAUUUUGGAGUUGUAUAAUAGAAGAAAAUGUGGAUUUCCUUUGA